CCAGAACAAACGAACAUUCACAAUGGCGAAAAGAAAAGCUGAAGUUUUGAGUCAAGCUCCAUCUAUGAAUGGUAGCAAGAAACACAAGAAAGAUGCUCCUCAGCAAGCCAAACCAAGUCUCUUAGACGACAGCGACUCUGUUGAUAGCAGUGAUGAAUCUGAUGGAGGGGCCAAACUUGAGGAGCCCGGAUUCAAGAUUAACGAAGAGUUUGCGAAAAGAUUUGAGCAUAACAAGAAGAGAGAGGAAUUGCAAAAAUUGGAAGAAAAGUAUGAAGCAAAGUCCAAACCAAAGAAUGGCCAAUAUGGCGACAAGUACGAUGAAGAUUCCGAAUCGUCAUCAGACCCAGAAGACGAAGACGAUGAGGGUAUACUUGCUACAGAGGACUUAGACGCCCAGAUUACUGCUACAUUAAAAGCAAUUCGAAGCAAGGACCCAAGAGUCUACAAUAAGGAUGUCACAUUCUAUGCGCCCAUCGAGGAGGACAGUGAAGGUGCAGCAGCAGAGCCUAAGAGGGAUAAACCCAUGCAUCUGAGCGAUUAUCAUAGGGAAAACCUAUUGAAUGGCUACACGGGAGCUGAGGAAGAGGAUACUACAGUUCCUCGAACCUUCGCUCAGGAGCAGGAGGAUCUUAAGAAGUCGAUUGUCAGCGAAAUGUACGCUGCAGUGGACGAUUCAGAUGAUGAAGACGAAGAUGGUGGAUUCCUUGUCCCUAAGUCAAAACCAAAAGUGGCAAAUGACGGUGUCCAUCCAUCCAGGAAGUCAAAAGUCAAGGCCAACGUUGAUGUCUCCGUCGCUGAUAAGGAUCCCGAGACCUUCAUUUCUAACUUCAUGGCAGCUCGUGCCUGGAUACCUUCUGAUGCCUCAUCACGCUUUCAGCCAUUUGAGUCUGACGACGAGGAGGAAGAUGAGCGUGCUGAGAAAUUUGAGGCAGCAUACAAUUUGCGAUUUGAGGAUCCAAAGGGUAGCAAUGAAAUGCUGAAAUCAUACGCCAGAGACGUUGUUGCUUCGAAGUCAGUCCGUCGCGAAGAAGUGAGCGGCAGGAAGAAACAGCGAGAUUUGCUACGCGAGAAGAAGGAAACCGAAAAGCAAGCAAGAGAUGAAGAACGAGCCCAGUUGAGACGCCUGAAAAUCGAAGAAGCUGAAGAGAAGCUUCAGAAGAUCAAGAAGGCUGCUGGUAUCAGAGGUAAAGCUCUCAAAGACGACGAGUGGACAAAAUUCCUGGGAGAGGAUUGGGAUGAUAACAGAUGGGAGUCCGAAAUGAACAAGCGAUUUGGUGAUGAUUAUUAUGCCGCUCCAGAGGCGGAAUCAGAGGAGGAUUCGGAUGACGAGGCAGAGGUUGAAGGUAGCAAGAAGAAGCGCAAGGUCAAGAAGCCAAAGUGGGACGACAAUAUCGAUAUCAAGGACCUUGUUCCGGAGUUCGACGACGAAGGGACAUCUAAGCCUGCUUUCACACUGUCUGAUUCUGAUGCAGAAGAAGAAGAAGAAGAUAAUGGCGAUGAAGCACCCAAGAAGUCCAAGACGAGCAAAGACAGACAAAAAGAGAAGCAGGAGAAGAAAAAAGCGGCACGCAUCGAGCGAAAGCGAAUCGAAGAGCUUGUCGACAGCAAGAUGGAUCUUGACCUUCCUAUGAAGUCCAAACAGCCAUCUUUGUUUCGAUACAGAGAAACAUCACCAACCUCCUUUGGUCUGACUGCUAGAGACAUCCUCAUGGCACCUGACGCGUCUUUGAACGAAUUCGCUGGUCUGAAAAAGAUGGCUACUUUCCGAGAUGCUGAGAAGAAACGCAAGGAUAAGAAACACCUGGGCAAGAAGGCCAGACUUCGUCAGUGGAGAAAGGAGACUUUCGGAAAUGAGGACGGACCUGAGAUUGUUAUUGGUGGUGCAAACGAGGAUGGCGGUACGGAGCUUGAUGGUGAUGAUGGUGUUGACAUUGUGGAGGGUGGCAGGAAGAAGAAGAAGCGGUCUCGUAAGAGUAAGGGUAGUGCGUAAAGUAGAUCGUGGACAGACUCGUAGUUAUCACCAACGAAGGGUCAUUACG
Messenger RNA from Mollisia scopiformis, 2039 nucleotides. Its product is annotated as Krr1-domain-containing protein. The coding region runs from base 23 to 1990 and encodes 655 amino acids. NCBI's taxonomy places the organism in Eukaryota, Fungi, Ascomycota, Leotiomycetes, Helotiales, Mollisiaceae. Gene Ontology annotation, cellular component: nucleolus; 90S preribosome. The transcript is spliced from 2 exons. The record is from RefSeq and is a predicted model, not a curated record. Gene Ontology annotation, biological process: endonucleolytic cleavage in ITS1 to separate SSU-rRNA from 5.8S rRNA and LSU-rRNA from tricistronic rRNA transcript (SSU-rRNA, 5.8S rRNA, LSU-rRNA).